AUGAAUUUUAUUAAAAAAUUCAUAGGAGCUACAUCUACUGAUGAAGUUGCUUCGCUUCCAUCAGGAAAAUUAUUCCUAACGCGAUCAAAACAAUCACCAAAAGGAGAAAUCGAAUGCUUGUAUAAUGACGCCUACGCCUCGAUUAAACAAACAACAACACCAUUUUUCUAUCAAUUGUGUAUAACAAAGGUGUACCAAGAAGGAGAACGUGAAUUCAGUAGCAACUCCAACUAUUCCGAUGAUGAGUACGAUGAAGAUGAGGAAGAUGAGAUUGAGGUAAAUUCAUCUAUUGUUCUGCCAAAUGCUAAAUACGACUCAAGACAUUCAUCAAAAGACGAGUGGGUGUUUCCUAUAACUGAGGAUCUCAGAUUUUUCCGUAAAGAUAUUGCAUCUGAUGGAAGCUCAAGAGCUAUUGCUUGGAAGGAUUUGAAUGGAGAUUUAGGUGAUAAAUUUGAAUUUAUUGUUAGUGAUGAUAUAAGAAACAAUGACUUUGAAUCAUUUAUGAUGACAAUUUACAAGUGCUUAUAUGAGCAGAAGUAUCAUGAAAGCUCAAUCAGGAUUAAUGAUGUCAACCUGUUGAAAGAGUUUAUUCAUAAUCCUAAACUGGAAUUGUUGAAUUUUGAUGACUUGGAGUACGAAGAGGAGACAGAUUCGGACCACACUGAAGAUGAAUCGGAUUUUAAAGAUGCCAAGCUACUGAAGAAGGAUCAUGAUGCAGGUGAUUUGUUUGUGGAUACGGAAGAUAUAAACAGCUCCAGUACGGGAACUAGUGAUAACGAGAAACCAACAUCGCCCAAGGGUGACGUUGUUUAUUCAACAAAAAAGUUUGCCUUGCAUUUGUAUGAUUCAACAACGGCUUCAUUUGUUUUGAAAAGCAGCUCGGUUGAAUUGAAAUUGAUCGAUUUGAGCAAAUGGGAACAUACGUUGUACAUCACCUCAAGUGACGGGUUAACCAUUAAUGCAACAGUGAGCAAGAAUAUGAAUCCAACUUUUAAUUAUGAACAUAUCUCGUUUAUUUUCAAUCAUUAUACAUUUAAAGAGGGUGAAAUAGUUGCAAACUCGUGGUUGUUGAAAUUCCUCGAAUUUAAUGAUUUGGUUCAAUUUCAAAACAAGUUUGUUAUUUCUAUGUAUGAGACUUUGAAUAAGAAGAAGUUUGGAGCGGAUAAAGGAGAGGAUGAGUAUUUUGUUGAUGCAUUUUCAAACUUGGAUUUGGACAAUAAAGAUGAAGUUGAAGAAGAAGAAGAGGAGGAAGAAGAAGACGAAGAAGAAGACGAAGAAGAAGACGAAGAAGAAGAUGGAGAUACGGAAUCGGAUAAUAAAUCAGCAAAGGACUUUAAUGAGAAGUUGCAAAACUUUGGCAAAAAAGACAAAAACACUUAUUUGAGUGUUGGAUACAAAGAUCGUGCUUAUGUGGCUCGUGGUGAUAAAAUUGGAGUCUUUAGUCAAGGCGACAAAUCAUUAAAUUUCCAAACAACAAUCAAUAAUGUCACCGAUUUGAAGGGACACAAUUUCAAUCCACAAAAGAUGUUGCUUCACCAAGAAGAUCAAUUUUUAAUUUUGUCCAAUCCCGAUGUCAAUGAUAAAUCUCUUUACAAGAUGGAUCUUAAUCGAGGCAAAAUUGUCGAAGAAUGGAAGAUCUCCGAUAAUGUACUGGUUAAGUCGUAUGCUCCUAGCUCCAAAUUUGCACAAUUGACAAAUCAACAAACAUUGACUGGUAUUUCUGCCAAUGGGCUUUUCCAAAUUGAUCCUAGAUUGAGAGGCAUCAAAUUGGUUAAUGAUCAAACUUUCAAACAGUAUAAAACCACAAAUAAUCAAUUCCAGACAUUAGCUACCACCGAAGGCGGCCACAUUGCUUUAGGUUCAGGUAAUGGUGAUAUUCGAUUAUUUGAUCGACUAGGUGUAAAUGCCAAAACGGCUUUGCCUACUUUGGGAGAUCCUAUUGUCGGCAUUGAUGUUUCUAAAGAUGGUAGAUGGAUCUUGGCCACUUGCAAAACAUACAUCUUGUUAAUUGAUACCGCAAUUUCAAGUGGUCAGAAAAAUGCAGGUAAGUCGGGAUUCACGGCUUACUUUGAUAAAGACAAGAAACCAACACCAAGGAGAUUGCGUCUUUUACCCGAACAUGAAGCUUACAUCAACAAUGCCAAUCACAAGAAGGAAUUACAAUUUUCUCGGGCAUAUUUCAAUACUGGUUUAGAUAAAAAGGAGACUGCGAUAAUUUCAUCGACUGAUAAUUAUAUAAUUACAUGGUCUUUGCUGAAGGUUUUGACAAAUGAUCCUGUGCCUUAUGUCGUUAAAAGAUAUAAACAGGAUGUUGUUGCUGAUAAUUUCAAAUAUGGAUCGAAUAAUCAAUUGAUUACGGCGUUGCUGGAUGAUGUGGCGAUGGUUAGCCGAAGGAGUUUGGCUGAUCCCAAGGAAGUGUUUCAAAAAUAA
Messenger RNA from Lodderomyces margitis, 2430 nucleotides. RefSeq names its product Vid27p (gene VID27). Lineage: Eukaryota; Fungi; Ascomycota; Pichiomycetes; Serinales; Debaryomycetaceae. The record is from RefSeq and is a predicted model, not a curated record. Bases 1 to 2430 code for a protein of 809 amino acids. The transcript has a single exon. Gene Ontology annotation, cellular component: nucleus; cytoplasm. Gene Ontology annotation, molecular function: protein binding.